AUGAACACAAUUUCUAUGGAUGCUGCUGAUCGGAUAUCCCAAUUGCCUGAACACAUCAUACACCACAUUCUCUCUCUUCUUUCAACGCCAGAGGUGGUUCGUCUUAGCGUCUUGUCCAAGACAUGGCAUCAGGUUUUCACUUCUUUUCCCAUAUCUGAGUUCUCCAGUUCCUCUUUUUUCGCAGAAAACUCUGAUCGGAGUUUGGAAUUUGCUACCUUUGUCCACAAUUCUUUGCUACGACAAUGCCGACAAUACAGAAGCAUACCAAAAUUUCAGUUUUCUGUCACCGAUCGUUAUUUCAGGACUUAUUUUUUUACUUUCCAACAGCCGCUGCAACCUCAACUGGCUAAACAUAUCAAUCGCUGUAUACGACUGGGUACACAGAAGGGUAUUAAGGAGCUUUCUAUCGACUUUUGUGUACCUGACUAUUAUAGACUACCCGAAGCCACCUUGUGUGUCAAAGAAUUGAUUGUUUGUAGGUUAGCUGGUUGUAUUCUCAACGGCCCCUUGAAUUGGCCUUCUCUUCGUGAGCUCUCCCUGAAACAUGUUAAAAUCUGUGACCAAAGGAUUUUUGACAAUCUCGUCUUUACCUGCCCUUUCAUCGAGAAAUUUGCUCUAGUAGAAUGCGGUGGGCUACAGUACCUUCACCUUUCAGGUUUAAGAAAACUCAAGAAGGUUAAGGUGAAGAGACAAUCUUUUCCGCUUAUGGAGAAGAUUGAGAUUGAUGUGGUUAGUCUUCAUACUUUCUCUUAUUCUCCAUUUUACUUUGAGAAGACUCAUAUUGAUCUGACCUCCUGCAAAAAUCUAGAGGUAUUUAAGUUUAAGGGUUGUACAGAAAGUUUUAGGAAAUAUCUAAAAAAUCUCAACCAAAUCAAGCGUGUCACUCUGUGUAUUUUCGGUUAUUACUCUUCUGGGAUCGAAAAAAUAGUCAGCGAGGUCUCCGAUCCUGUACAUCGUAUCAGUCACUUGAAGCUGAAAACCUAUAUCAUAGAGAAAAAAGGCCACUCUCUUGUUGAUGUCUUGUUUAGUAUUUGCCGUCCAGAAUCUUUAUUACUUGUUUCAGGCUGUGGAACCAACGAUGAGUUCAUAAAGAUUAUUUGCAAGAAACUAGUGCGGAGAGUGAAGCAUAAACAUUAUUGUGGAGGUAACCAUUUAAAUGGUUGGCAGCAUGACUUAAAAGGCGUCCAGAUCGAUCGUUGUGGAAGAAAUGGAUAUCGGAAGGUUGUUACAUGCGAUGCUUUCUUAGAUUCAUUGCAAACUCUUGAACCAAAGGAGACGAUUCGUUUUGAAUUCGAAUGGAGUUUCAAUUCUCUUCCUUAA
This is a messenger RNA of Populus euphratica (Euphrates poplar), 1320 nucleotides long. Its product is annotated as putative F-box/LRR-repeat protein At3g18150. NCBI's taxonomy places the organism in Eukaryota, Viridiplantae, Streptophyta, Magnoliopsida, Malpighiales, Salicaceae. Bases 1 to 1320 code for a protein of 439 amino acids. The record is from RefSeq and is a predicted model, not a curated record. Gene Ontology annotation, molecular function: protein binding. The transcript has a single exon.